AUGAUCAUAGUAGACGGCGAAAAAUAUGCGUGUAUACGUUGUAUUAGAGGACACCGAUCUUCCACUUGUAAACACGCCGAGAGACCUCUCAUGAAGGUGCGGUCAAGAGGAAGGCCAUCCCCCAGUUGUAACCACAGAAUAGCCAUAUUGAACGAGAAAACGCUUACCACAACAGAGGUCAAAGAGUCCUGUUGCAACGGAGAACACCAAACCAAAGUUGAGGACUCGCCGGAUCCACCGAGUUGCUGUGCGAAUACAAACGGAACGGACUCUUCCUCCUCAGAGAACAAAGCGAGGAACUGUUGUUCAGGAAGUGGGAAGAACGCUGUGAUUAUCCUCACAGCCUCUGACAAGAAGGUGAUACAGAACACAGAUGAUCAAUUACAAUUGUUAGAACCGGAAAAGAGGGCUCGGAUUAACAGGAAAUCUUCCCCGGGAAUAAAAACAGAGAAGGUUUAUGAAGGGUAUCUGGCGGAUGGAUGUAGUGUCCCUGGAAGUUGUGCUUGCGACCCUGAAUCUUGUAACUGUCCUUCAUGUGAAGUUCAUAACUUGAACUCAACAAAGAAUCAUGUUCAACCGUUUGGUCCAGUAAAAUUAGAAUCUAUUGGUACGCUAUUUUCAGAAAAGGAUCACAACUAUCAACCAGAGAAACAACAAACUAUAAGCAAUAACAUCACCAUUGAAGAUUUGAACGAGUGCUGUUGCCCGGAUGAUAACUGUCAUUGCUUUAAUUGUGCAAAGCAUGGAAACAUUAACGGUUACCAUAAUGGAUUAAGAAUUGCGGACUUUGAAGACGAAAUGUUCCGACUGUCAUCAGAGCAUGAGUCAACGAUAGACAAGUUUCUCCAAGAUCUUAAAAAGUCUUUCGAUUCAAAUUGCAUAUGUGCCAGUAGCCCCUGCACCUGUAAAUCUCUGCCCUUGUAA
Messenger RNA from Komagataella phaffii GS115, 924 nucleotides. Its product is annotated as Copper-sensing transcription factor. Lineage: Eukaryota; Fungi; Ascomycota; Pichiomycetes; Pichiales; Pichiaceae. The coding region runs from base 1 to 924 and encodes 307 amino acids. Gene Ontology annotation, biological process: intracellular copper ion homeostasis; intracellular iron ion homeostasis; positive regulation of transcription by RNA polymerase II. Gene Ontology annotation, molecular function: DNA-binding transcription factor activity, RNA polymerase II-specific; copper ion binding; RNA polymerase II cis-regulatory region sequence-specific DNA binding. Gene Ontology annotation, cellular component: nucleus. The record is from RefSeq and is a predicted model, not a curated record. The transcript has a single exon.